UUUUCUGAAUUCAUCAGUGAAAUCAAACCUGUAAAUUUUCAUUAAAAAACUUCUUCAACUCCUCUUUUUGUGGACCGAAAUUUUCUGCUCGACCAUCUUAUUUCAUCUACUGCAACCAGCAAUGUUGACUGAAAAUUCCAGCUUCAACUUCUCACGAGGAUUACACAUCAAUCUAAUCAAAGAGUGAAAAAAAUUUAAUUUAAGUUAAUUGUUACGAAAUAAAUUGCUGUCAGUUGCACGAUGACUGUCACCUACACACAUGAGGUCGCGGACUGCAAGGGACUUGGGUGCUUCUGGAAGCUACUUUUCAGAUGGAGAGGCAGCAUCUACAAGCUCAUCUGGCCAGAUCUACUUCUCUACUCAGUGAUGUACUUCUCGCUCUCAUUCAUCUACCGCUUCGCUCUCGACGACAGUGGUAGACUUCAGUUCGAGCGGAUCUCGCUGUACUGUCAGUACUUCACGGAUCUCAUCCCGCUGUCGUUCGUGCUGGGUUUCUACGUGAGCAUCGUCGUGCAGCGCUGGUGGGCGCAGUGGGAGACAUUACCCUGGCCUGACACGCUCGCCCUCUUUGUCUCCACCACCGUCACUGGAAACGACAACCGCGCGCGCAUGAUGCGGCGAGCUAUCCUGCGCUACGCCAACCUAGCCAUGGUCCUAACCUUCGCUAUGGUGUCGCCGUGUGUUAAGAAGCGCUUCCCUACCCUAGACCACAUCGAAGAGGCUGGUUUGAUGACCGCCAACGAGCGCAAGAUUUACUCUUCGAUGCGUGAUCGUACAAGUCACCCGAUCUACUGGAUGCCGCUGGCCUGGGCUGGAGCUUUGGUAUCGCGCGCGCGAAAAGAGAACAAAAUUAAAGACGACUUCGCUGUGAAGACAAUCAUCGAUGAGAUCACGCGAGUCAGAGGUCUGUGCGGCUCACUUCUGGGGUACGACUGGAUCAGCAUCCCUCUUGUCUACACGCAGGUUGUUACCCUGGCAGUGUACACUUUCUUCCUCUCCACGCUUAUGGGACGUCAGUUCCUAGACCCUGAUAAAGGCUAUAAGAACAACUCAAUAGACUUUUACCUGCCAGUAUUUACGUACCUGCAGUUCUUCUUCUACAUGGGGUGGCUUAAAGUAGCGGAGUCUCUCGUCAAUCCCUUCGGCGAAGAUGAUGAUGACUUUGAGAUCAACUGGCUAGUGGACCGCAACUUGCAGGUAUCGUACCUGAUCGUAGACGAGAUGCACAACGAGCACCCGGAGCUGAUCCAGGACAUGUACUGGGACGAGGUGGUGCCUCAGGAGCUGCCCUACACCGUCGCCUCUCAGGACUUCAAGCCCACUGAGCCUCACCUCGGCUCCACCGCAAACAUCGAAGUCACCCAGCAGGACAUGGAGCUUCUGCCUGUCGUCGAGGAGAACGAAGAGGACGAAGAAGGCGGACUUCGCCGUGCUAAUUCCAAGAUGUCGAACGCUUCAAGCUUCAAUCUCGCCCCCAUCAACUCAGUCAUCAACUUCAUCGCCCACAAGUUGAAGGGCAGCAAUCCAUCAUCUCUGGAUCGCGGCUCUCCAGCAGAAAGUGUUUCGUCACUCAACAGGAACGUGCUACAUUUGCCGGGAGAUCAGACGAGCCAGCAGCUCAGCUUCACCGCAGGUUCAGACCACAGCGUAGACCCCACGGGGGGCGGACGUCGCAAGUCAGGCGACACAGUCCACUUUUACCCCCACGCGGGGGCCUCGGGCACCCGCCUGGCCGAUGGCCACCAACAUGGCGGCGACCAGCCCAACCAAGACCCGGGCACCCCCGGGACCCCAGGGUCGGGACCCUCUAACCCCAUGGCGGGUCUGCCCCAGCGACCCUCGGUCACGACCCUCAAAGUCUUCACUAAAAGUCUGCAAGGGAAGAAUGCGAGCAGGAGGAGCUUCAAUAGAAGACUGUCCAGGCAGACCAGCAAAACAGACCCCGACGCCGGUCUGCACAAGACUCGGGACGAGGCGACAUCUGACGAUGGUCAGGACGAGCGCCGUCGGCCAUCCACUGACGCUGCCUGCGUCGACUCGCCUGAGCCUUCAUCUCCUGCUCCUGCAUCUCCUCAGGACCCAACCGAGGAGCAAACUAAGCGAUGGAGCGGAGGCAGCCGCGGCAGCGGCAGCGGCGAGACUACUCACCCUCCAGGAAAACUUGCCAGCAAUCAAAAAUCUCGAGUGACGCCUCCUGCGACACCACCGUUGGCCAUCCCGAGACCUCUGCCUCCCCCGCUACUGCCCCAGCAGGCUGCGCCUCCCCUGCUGCAGCAGCUGCAGCUGCAUCCGUUCCAUUCCACGCAGAAUUCAACAUCGUCAACACCUCAGGUGCUCCACAUCGAUGAGUCGUUUGAUGACUCUCCCUCAGCGUCGGCGCGGUCGGGCUCUCCGGCUUUCUCCGGUCCAGCGUCUCCUACGAUCGAAAGUCAUCGCCCGCCGUCGCCACCAACCGAAGAUGAACCUCAAGUGCAGAAAACAGAUUACGAUCGAGCGUCCAGUCCGUUCAGGUCAACUUCGAUCUACAAGCCGCUCACUCCAUACAGGUCACGUCAGAGCAAACUCAAGCUCAGAGGUAUAGGGCAGUUCCUAUCACCGGACCGAGCCACUCCAUCCCCGACUCCUGAUACUCCGGAUUCUCUGCUCGGCGAACCCAUGCUAGGACGCAAAACUCCCCUGGCCGAAACUCCUCUGGAGACGAGGCACAAAGCCGAUCUCAAAGCCUCUCGGUUUGAUUUCCCUGGUGAAAUUGGACCAAACCGUGAAGCAGAAACCCCUCUGUUUGACCCCGUAACCUCUGGUCAGCAAUUGAAUACUCCAGACCCACUAAUCUUGGACCAACCAGACGCGCAAACUACCAGUGACCAUUUCGUUGAUCGCGAUACCGUGGCCACGAGCGACAGACUGCAGACGGGUACAGACGAAACGUUGCCCCAGAGGCAGCCGGCGGGAACGACUUUCCCGAUUUUACAAGCUCCUUUGCAGCCACAGCGCUUCUUGCAAGCCCCGCUAUCUUUCCAUCGUGGAAGAGAUCAGGAGAACUCGCAAACACCGCUGCUGGAACCCGAGGAGGAAUCUCCCGAUGUGAGCCCAACCGGGGGAGGAGGAGGAAGUUCUACGCACAAAUGAUCUGCCCGAAGAACGUGUCUGAUGCUGAACAAAUAUUCACAUCUACUUUCUCGAAUGAUGGUUCCAAAAACAAGCUGCGAAUCCUCUCAUAGGAAGGUUUUAAAAAGUCAGGCUACUGAAUCAUCACAAAUUAACCUUAUUGUAAAACGUUUUUAGCUGCACGUUACAAGCAUCAACUUCCUGAAAAUGUUAAAAUGGCAUGGACUGUGCUGUUAUCAUCAUUAGUUGAAGCGAAAACACGUUAUUUCAAACUCAAAGUUUAUUCCCUAUUUUUAUUGAUAGCGAGGUUCCGAGUCUAAAUUUUGUCUAGCCGCCCAGUUUGUUUAACAAAUUGUCGAACAAAUUUUACAACUUUGAUUUUAGCGUAGAAUGUGCAGGAUUUUCACACAGGUACUUUGAGACUCCAAUGAAGAUUUUAGUGUCGUAAUAGAACAAAGAUACAAACAAGAUUGAAUUUACAUAAUUUUAAAGAUCGUUUCAUCGCUCGGGGUAAAUCUAUCCUUAAAAAUCGAAAUCCUGAAUCUAGGUUAAACAUUACCAUAUCGUAAACGUGCAUGUAAAUUUUUUCGUGCGCAUCGCACUAGAUGCUUUGAGCAAAAUUGGAGUUUGAUUCUGUCGAAUGACUCCACAAAUUUCAAAACGAACCAAAUCUAACAGAAGUUUCGCCCGGAACUCUAUCUUGUGAAUUUAAUCCAUUACGUGGAUGUGAUAGACGGUCCUCAGAGUAACAUUGGGAUUGGAAUUGAUUUAUUCGUUAUGUUUUGGUAAAACAUCAAAGUUCGUGUGUAAGUUUUCACAAAGUUAUAAAUUAUAAUGUGACGAGAACGCAGUGUUAUUUGCUGGUAGAUACGAUAACGUAACGUAAAGUUGUCGUCUCUCGAUGUAGUUAAUGUUACUCGCGAGUCGAUAUUUAAGUGCAUGUUUAUACACGUUUCUUUCGUGCUUGUUAAUGAAUGUUCAGGUGCAUGUUAUAGGUACGAAACUGCACAAACUCUCCGUCCCUUCUGUUUUUCGUUAUAUUCUAAGACAUCGUCGCAUCUUAAAAAUACAAUAAAUUUAUCGUGGUCGAAAUUGCCAUAUGAGCGUCCACAUUUUUACAAUAGAAUAGGUAGUCGACAAUAAUAAUUUAAAUCUCAGUGAAUAUUAACGCUAUCAUCGAUCAGAGCGAGAUUUAGGUUAUUUGUUGUAUAAAAAUUUUUAACCGUUUCAAUUAAAUCAAUACUGGAAUUUAACGUGAAGUCGAUGUAAUUUCUCGUAGUAUUCAAAGAUCGCUGUCACUUAACCGUUAAUUCGUUUUAUUCUUCAAUAAAUAAGUGCCUUUUAAAUAAGUCAUUUUACCAUGUUUAUAAUUCUAGCUAACUUAGAUGGAAUAGUUCUAAAUAAAAUAAUGCCUAUCUGAAUUUUGCUGUACAAGCUUUUAACCGUUCACAAACUCGUACAAAAUUUUGUAGGCGAAUAACCCAUAGUUUAGCAAACUCCCUCGGCAACAUCCACAAGAAAUGUUUAUUGCUUAUGAAUGUUGCGGGAAAUAAUGGGCAUAAUAUUCAUUCAUUUCUUCAUCCGCAUCCUUGUCAUUACUUUUGAUUCAGUUCACGAUUCAUUAGAGACCUUGUGUUAAAAUUUCUCUUCUUCGAUGUUCUUUUGAAUGGAAUUGCUUUAGCCGUCAUUCCUGGUCAAACGAAACCUCUUAUUGAACCAACUUGAAAAAUUGCGAAAAUCUUGUAAAUUUGCAUCGGCAAGAUGUGGUCUAAACUCUAUGCGUAAAAAAUUAUAUUAGUAACGUUACCCCCAAUUUUAUAGUAGCUGUUUAAAAAAAUAUAUAUAUUGUAUUCUUUAAUGUAAACCCGUCCGUAUGCAUCUAAAAUUGCGAACCGUUGCUAGCAACAUGGGAUUUCUAUGCGUGUUGUAAAUGAAUUCAAGAUCUAUGGCAAUCCUAGUUGAUCUCGUUUAAGACAUUGGCAAUUUUAAAACUAAAAACUUUUCUUAUACAUAAUUAUAAUUCAUACACUUAGAUUUUUUGGAGCCACUGCCUAUGCAGGCAUAUAAUAAAUAUUGCAAGUUAUAUGACUUAUAUCAUUAUAAUUUCGAGCGAGCAACAUGGAUCGAUUAAUUUCACUUCUAGAAAUUGAAAUUUCGCUGUAGAUUUAGAUCCUUUGUGUUGUAUGCUCCUGCUUAUUAACGCCUAAAUUUUCGAAAAUUUGGUUAUUACUUAUUUUUUGUUAGCCUAACCACUGCCUAACGACAGCCAGGUUUGACUUAUGUAAUGUGAAGCUCUUCUCAUGUAAUUAAUGUGGCUUUCCAUAGGACGAUGUUGUUACCUACAUGUCAUCGAACUAUAAUAGCUGAAUGUAGAGAAAUUAACAUGUGCUGCAAUCGAGAAUGAGUAAUGACUGCCACCGCGUGAUGCCACGCAGACAUGACUGCCAUCGCGUGAUGCCAUACGGACAUGACUGCCAUCGCGUGAUGCCACGCAGA
This is a messenger RNA of Hyalella azteca, 5604 nucleotides long. RefSeq lists its product as uncharacterized. The record is from RefSeq and is a predicted model, not a curated record. The transcript is spliced from 15 exons. Gene Ontology annotation, molecular function: chloride channel activity. Lineage: Eukaryota; Metazoa; Arthropoda; Malacostraca; Amphipoda; Hyalellidae. The coding region runs from base 241 to 3129 and encodes 962 amino acids.